Messenger RNA from Xiphophorus couchianus (Monterrey platyfish), 3456 nucleotides. RefSeq names its product elongator acetyltransferase complex subunit 3 (gene elp3). Lineage: Eukaryota; Metazoa; Chordata; Actinopteri; Cyprinodontiformes; Poeciliidae. Gene Ontology annotation, cellular component: cytoplasm; nucleus; elongator holoenzyme complex. Gene Ontology annotation, molecular function: acyltransferase activity, transferring groups other than amino-acyl groups; iron-sulfur cluster binding. The record is from RefSeq and is a predicted model, not a curated record. The transcript is spliced from 15 exons. The coding region runs from base 135 to 1796 and encodes 553 amino acids. Gene Ontology annotation, biological process: tRNA wobble base 5-methoxycarbonylmethyl-2-thiouridinylation.
UUACGGUGCGGCAUUUUCAGUAUGCUCGUAACGUGGAGUUGUUUAUUACUAUUCUCUUGAGUUGACAGACCAACGUUUUACCCUUUAACAGACAGCAGCUUGUUUAAAAUUUGACAGAGUGUCCGCGGAAGGAUAUGGGGAAACCAAAGAAAAAGAGUGACAUCAGCCGAGCUGAGCUGAUGAUGAUGACCAUCGCCGACGUCAUCAAGCAGCUGGUUGAAGCGCACGAGCAGGGCAAAGACAUCAACCUCAACAAAGUGAAGACGAAGACCUCAGCGAAGUACGGACUCGAAGCCCAGCCACGGCUGGUUGACAUCAUCGCGGCUGUUCCGCCACAGUACCGCCGGGUUCUGGUGCCCAAGCUGAAAGCCAAACCCAUCCGAACCGCCAGCGGGAUUGCGGUUGUGGCUGUGAUGUGCAAACCGCAUAGGUGUCCUCACAUCAGCUUUACAGGAAACAUCUGUGUCUACUGUCCAGGUGGACCGGACUCUGAUUUCGAAUACUCCACACAAUCGUACACCGGCUACGAGCCAACGUCCAUGAGGGCGAUCCGAGCUCGCUAUGACCCCUUUCUACAGACCAGACAUCGAGUGGAGCAGCUGAAGCAGCUGGGCCACAGUGUGGACAAGGUGGAGUUCAUCGUGAUGGGGGGCACCUUCAUGGCCCUGCCUGAGGAGUACAGAGACUACUUCAUCAGGAACCUCCAUGACGCCCUGUCAGGUCACACCUCCAACAAUGUGGCGGAGGCCGUCAGGUACUCGGAGCGCAGCAACACCAAGUGCGUGGGAAUCACCAUAGAGACGCGGCCGGACUACUGCCUGAAGCGCCACCUCAGCGACAUGCUGAGCUACGGCUGCACCCGGCUGGAGAUCGGCGUGCAGAGUGUUUACGAAGAUGUGGCCAGAGACACCAACAGAGGCCACACAGUGCGAGCUGUGUGCGAGUCUUUCCAGCUGUCAAAGGAUGCUGGGUUUAAGGUCGUUGCACACAUGAUGCCAGACCUGCCCAAUAUUGGCAUGGAGAGGGACGUGGAGCAGUUUAUAGAGUUUUUUGAGAAUCCGGCAUUCAGGCCCGAUGGUCUGAAGCUCUACCCGACGCUGGUGAUCCGAGGCACGGGUCUGUACGAGCUGUGGAAGACGGGCCGCUACAAGAGCUACACGCCCAGCGCCCUGGUGGACCUGGUGGCCCGCAUUCUGGCCCUGGUGCCGCCCUGGACACGGGUGUACCGCGUCCAGAGGGACAUCCCCAUGCCACUGGUGAGCUCCGGCGUGGAGCACGGCAACCUGAGGGAGCUAGCUCUGGCUCGGAUGAAGGACAUGGGCACUGAGUGCCGAGACGUACGGACCCGAGAAGUUGGCAUUCAGGAAAUCCACCACAAAGUCAGGCCUUACCAGGUGGAGCUGGUCAGGAGGGACUACGUGGCUAACGGCGGCUGGGAGACCUUCCUGUCCUACGAGGACCCAGAGCAGGACAUCCUGAUCGGUCUCCUGCGCCUGCGCUGCUGCUCGCCCCAGUCCUUCCGACCCGAGCUGAAAGGAGGCGUGUCCAUCGUCCGCGAGCUGCACGUCUACGGCAGCGUGGUCCCAGUGAGCAGCCGCGACCCAAGCAAGUUCCAGCACCAGGGCUUCGGCAUGAUGCUGAUGGAGGAGGCUGAGAGAAUAGCCAGAGGGGAACACGGCUCGCACAAACUGGCUGUCAUCUCAGGUGUAGGAACCAGAAACUACUACAGGAAGAUGGGCUACGAGCUGGAGGGGCCGUACAUGGUGAAGCAGCUCUACGGUGCACGACUGGACUGACCUGCCGGUUUCCCUUAUCUGGAUGGUGCAAACAGAACCACAGACGCAUACAAAUUAUUAUGAUUUUUCUUUUGUUUUUUAAAUCAAAACAAUAGUCCUGGGAAACAAUUCCUGCAAUGUUUGCAGAGAAACUCUUCCAGCAGCACAGAAAGGAGAUAAUGCUGAGGUUGUUUCCACAGGCCAUUCAUCUCCCAUUAUCUGAAGCUGCUGCAUUCGCUCUGCUUUAUUUAGAUAAGGAGACGUGUGAAUAGACACGGGGGGGAAGUACAGCUAUUUGAGGGGGUGGGGAGGACGAAGCCAGCCUCGUUUGGUUGGAGACUCUUCACUCCAGAUGGUGGCGCUAACGCCUGGCGUUUCAACUGUUUGAAGGCCCCGACAUGCCUUUAAUGUAAAACAACAAACCUACAGAGGGGAGUUCUGAUUUCUGUUACGUGUUUGUCUGGGAUUAACGUCACGGUUCGAGUUAAUCGUGUUUCUGUUGCAAUCAUGUGAAAGGGAAACGGUUGGCUGCCGGGGGAUGGCUGGGAAAUCCUCACCGGCCAGCGGUUGUGUAAUUGAACAAUUUCAAAUUAUGGGGCAGGAAAUAAGUCUUAGCGUUACAUAAAUUGCUUUUUAAAGCCCUCUCCAUAAUCCUGUUUUGUUUUUUUUGGGGGGGGGGUUGUUUCGUCAUGCAUUCUGGAAACAUGGUAAGGAAACACUUUAAGGAAUAAAGUCUUUUACAGGUAAACUUGACUAAAAUAUCUUAAAUUCUUUUAAAAAUAUAAUUGGCUUUAAAUACUUUAUUCACAUAUCUUAAAUGUUGUUGUGGCAGACCUAUUUAAUCCAGAAUAUUCUAUAUAGUUUAAAGAAAUCCUCAAAACUUUUCUGUCAGUUAAAGGUUUUGAGUUGCGUGCAGAUGUUGCUACCAGUAACUAUGCUAACAAGCUCUUGCUACAUAGCAAGGGUACAAACCUGGCUAGCUUUUUUUACAUCUGUGAUGGGUAAGUGAAAAUUGAUUGCCGAUAGGCUGGACAACCGUCGUCUUUGCCAUUAGCUCACUUCAUACUUUUAGGUAUGAGGCUGGGAGCAUUCUGCCUGAAAAAGCUUCGCAUUACGGUGGCUAAGAGAGCAUCUCAAAAUAUGCUAUUUCCUUCUUUAAAUUCUUUAAAUUGACACCGGUCUUGAAUUUCGUCGUGGCAGAACUAUUUAAUCUCGAAUAUUCUAUAUAGUUUUUAAAAAAUUCUCGCGGAACUUUUCUGUCAGGCAAAAGCUUUUGUCGUGUUCAUUGUGUUUUGAGACGUUAGGCGGUUGCAGCUAUCAGUAAGUAGCUGCUUAUAUAUUUUUUUAAAGUAUAUAAAGAGCUACCAAUAACGACAGGUUUAAAACUACGUAGCUUCGUAGCUUUUUUGCCUCCGUCAUGGGUAAGGUAACUGAUUAGAAAAUGUCUCUUUCGCUAUGGUCUCUUCAAAACAAUAAUAAUUCUUUGUAUGUGAAGGAAUAUUCAAGAAUAUAUUGAAAUAUAACCAAAAUAUACCACACUUCAGGAGGAGACUGUGCUACACUGUUAGAAUUUGUACCCAGCAUUGUUAGAGUAAUGACGAUUAUUUCACAUCUUCUCGGCCUUAUAUUGGCUGACAUGUUCUGCAAGCAUGUCAAUAAAUGUAAUCAGUUCUGAUAUCAC